This is a messenger RNA of Fulvia fulva, 1758 nucleotides long. RefSeq names its product FAD-binding monooxygenase acrE. The record is from RefSeq and is a predicted model, not a curated record. The transcript has 11 exons. Lineage: Eukaryota; Fungi; Ascomycota; Dothideomycetes; Mycosphaerellales; Mycosphaerellaceae. Gene Ontology annotation, molecular function: oxidoreductase activity. The coding region runs from base 1 to 1758 and encodes 585 amino acids.
AUGGGUACACCACGUUCCAUGACCAACCCGAAGCUGAAGACCCAGCUCUGGGAAUAUGGCAAACGUAGAAGGACCGAUGGUGUCUACGCUGACAAUCUGGAGGUUGAUGCCCUUGUGGUUGGAGGUGGCUUUGGUGGUAUCUUCUGCUUCUGGUCGCUUCGUAACGCUGGCCUCAAUCCAGUAAUGUUUGAAGCUGGCAGUGGAUACGGGGGUACAUGGCGUUGGAACUGCUAUCCUGGAGCCAUGGUCGACUCUGAGGUCCCGGAGUAUCAGCUGUCCAUCCCUGAGACUUGGAAGACAUACGACUGGCCCAACAAUUACCCAAGCUACCAUGAGCUCAGGAACUACUUCGACCAUUGCGAUAAGAUGCUCGACAUUAGCAGUCGUACAGCCUUCGAGACGGUUGUCACUGGGGCUACGUUCAACACCAAAGAAGGCCGUUGGCGCGUAAGCACUGCCGAUGGUAGGACUGCCAAGGCCAAGUAUCUUGUCAUUGCUGCUGGCUUUGCUGCCAAGAGAUAUGUCCCAAACUGGCAUGGCAUCGAGAAGUUCAAGGGCUUCGUGUCCCACUCAUCCUUCUGGCCGGAUGAUGAGAUCGAUGUCAAGGACAAGAAGUGUGCUAUCAUUGGAACUGGUGCCACAGGUGUGCAGAUCACUCAAGCAUGGGGACCAAAGGCUGGGCACUUGAAGGUCUUCCAGCGUACCCCUAAUCUCACCGUGCCUAUGCGUCUUCGCAACCUGACUGUUGAAGAGCAGACUGAGGGAAAGAAGUGGUACCCGGAGCUGUUUCAGUUCCGCGAGAAGUGCUUUGGUGGUUUCCUGUAUACGUUCUCUGAGAAGUCCUGCUUCGAGGACUCGCCUGAAGAGCGUGAGGCCUUCUUCGAGAAGCUGUGGACUGACGGUGGCUUCCGCUACUGGCUGGGCAACUACAAGGACUAUUUGCAUAGCCCACAGGCCAACCGUGCCGUGUACGACUUUUGGCAGAAGAAACAGGCCGUCAGAAUCAAAGACCCUCGCAAGCGCGACAUCCUGGUCCCAAAGGAGCCACCUCAUCCUUGGGGAGUCAAGCGCCCAUGUCUCGAGUAUGGGUACUUCGAGCAGUUCAACAGACCAAACGUUGAUGUUGUUGAUAUCAAGAAGAACCCUAUUCAAGAGUUCAACGAGAACGGCAUCAAGCUUCGAGAUGGCACGCAGCACGAUUUCGAUGUCAUUGUCAUUGCCACGGGCUUCGACGUCGUGACUGGUGGAAUGACGGCGAUGGGACUCACUGCCCUAAACGGGGAGACUCUCGAGCAGCAGUGGAAGAAGGCGGCUUACACUUACCUGGGCACGACAGUGUCAGGAUAUCCCAACAUGGUACGUGGCGAUUAUCAGAGGGUUCAGUGCUUGCCACGUGCUUGCUUACUGAUUACUUUGCAGUUCCACCUUUAUGGUCCGCAGGGACCGACUCUGCUCUCCAAUGGCCCCACCUCCGUCGAGAUCCAGGGCCGCUGGAUCACAGAUGUCAUCAAGAAAUGCGAGCGUGAAGGCAUCAAGUACAUCAAUGCUACUGAAGAGGCCAGCAAGGAUUGGAAGCGCAAGAUCAAUGAGUUGAGCGAUGUCUCCUUGUUCCCGACGACCAAGUCGACUUACAUGGGUGGUAGCGACCCGAAGAAGGCUUUCGAGCAGACCAAUUACCCUGGUGGCGAAUACAAUUACCACCAGGAGAUCAGAAGUGUCCUACCUGACUUGAAGGGCUUUGACGUUGUCAAAGCAUGA